Messenger RNA from Enhydra lutris kenyoni (northern sea otter), 5159 nucleotides. RefSeq names its product surfeit 6. Gene Ontology annotation, biological process: ribosomal large subunit biogenesis; ribosomal small subunit biogenesis. The transcript is spliced from 5 exons. Gene Ontology annotation, cellular component: nucleolus. NCBI's taxonomy places the organism in Eukaryota, Metazoa, Chordata, Mammalia, Carnivora, Mustelidae. The coding region runs from base 88 to 1176 and encodes 362 amino acids. The record is from RefSeq and is a predicted model, not a curated record. Gene Ontology annotation, molecular function: RNA binding; DNA binding.
GUGGCGCGGCGGGAGCCGCUCUGCGGGGAGUCGCGAGGUGUCUGGGAAGCGCGCGUGCCGCCCGAGGAGGCCGCGGAGCGCGCGGCCAUGGCUUCUCUGCUGGCCAAGGACGCCUACCUGCAGGGUCUGGCCAGGAAGAUCUGCCGCCAGCCCAGCCCGGAGCCGCAGAAGCGCACGUCCGCCGGCAGAACUCGAGGCUCAGAAGCUGCUGGGCCCCCAAAAAAGAAGAGGAGGAAAGCACAGAAGAAAUCACGGGAGCGGGAGAAGGCUGUGGAGCUGAAGACCCAGGCUCUGGGGGGAGAAUCUCCAGCACCUUCCGGGGCCAGAAAGCCAGCAGUAUGUGAGGAGGGAGAGGCCUUCCCCUCCAUGCGGUCCCCAGCACAUGGGGAUGUGGAGCAGGGCCAGCUGACACCAGAAACCCUGGUCACAGAGCCCGACUCUCUGUUUGCCCUGGAUGUCGUGCGGCAGCAGCUACAUGAGAAAAUCCGGGAGGCUCGGGGCCAGGGCCAAACCGUGGAGCUGUCUCUCGCUGCUUUGGAGAAGAGACGGCGGAGAAAGCAGGAGCGGGGCCGGAAGAAGAGGAAGCGAAAGGAGUUGAGAGCAAAGGAGAAGGCGGCGGAGGCGGCGGAUCUGCCCCGUGCGCUACCCCAAGAACCGCUGCGAGAGGACGUACCAGCGGGGCUGCUCUUCAAUAAGGUGGAGGUGACUGCAGAGCAAGCGGCCAGCAAGGCCCAGCGCCCGAAGGAGAAGAGGCGGAAGCUGAAAGGGAACCUGGCGCCGCUGACGGGCAGGAACUACCGGCAGCUGCUGGAGCGCCUACAGGCCAGGCAGGCUCUGCUGGAGGAGCUGCGGGGCCGGGACGAGGGGAAGGCGCGGGAGCUGCAGAGCAAGAUGCAGUGGACCAGCCUGCUGUACAAGGCGGAGGGCGUGCGCAUCCGCGACGAUGAGCACCGGCUGCAGGAGGCCCUGAAACGCAAGGAGAAGCGGCGGGCACAGCGGCGGCGCAGGUGGGAGAAGCGCACGGCCCACGUGGUGGAGAAGAUGCGGCAGCGGCAGGACAGGCGGCGGCGGAACCUGCGCGAGAAGAGGGCGGCCCGGGCCGAGCGGCGCCUGGAGAAGGCCCGCAGGAAGGGCCGGAUCCUGCCCCAGGACCUGGAACGGGCCGGCCUGGCAUGAGCCUGUGGCCCUGGGGGGCUGCCCUCCCACCUCAUGGGCGGGCGGCGGGAGCUUGGUCUGCACUCCUGGCAGAUGGCGGCUCCGUGGGUUCCCCCCACAAGCUGGUUGGGAGGGCUCAGCGCCCCCGGGGGAAGGAAAGGAAGAGUUACCGAGAACGGAGGCCCAGAUCCUUCCGAGCUUGGGAGGGGCUGACCGGGUCCGGGUUCCCGCCUUCUCUUGGGAGGCCCAAAGCUGCCCACAAGUCUGGGGGGUGGGAGGCGUGGAAGGCACGAGGGUUGAGGGGCUCUUCCCUGGCUCCUCCUCCCCCUCCCGUGUUGACACGGGCCGGGAACGUGUGGCCUUUGGGACUGCCCGUGUCCGUCCAAAACCCCCCUGGAAGGGAGGAAGCUCAGAACUGCUCCAGCCCAAGUCCAGGGUGGCACCGGCCUCGCCGUGGGCAGAGGGUGGGACCGACGUGGCUGUGACUGGGAGGGCGUCAUCCUGAGUGUCUUUGCAAGAGCAGCGAGAGUUAGAGCUUAAGGCCAACACCCACACGGGAAGUGUUAAGAUUGUGAUACCCGCUGGGGGCCCCCUGGGUGGCUCCGUCGCUCAGACGCGCCUGACUCUCGGGCUUGGCUCUGGUCCGGACUUCAAGGCUCUUGGAUCAAGGCCCCCAUCAGGCUCCCCCGUCAGCGUGGAGUCUGCUUGAAAUCUCUCAUGCCCUCCCUCGGUUCUUCCUGCUCGUGCUGUUUCUCUAAAAUAAAUAAAUGUUCGGUGGGGAGAGAACGAUGGCGGCCGAGGACGAGCGUGGCGUGCGCUGUGCCGGGAGGAAGGGGGAGCCGGGGCACGCGGAGGGUGUCCGUGCAGGAGAAGGCAGCAGACAGGGACCGCUGGGAGCUAGGACUCGGCGGGGUGAUGCGCACCGCCCACAGAGGCGGAGGGAUUCCACACACCCCUGCAGGGGAGCAGAACCUCUGCAGACACACAAGACCCGGGUUUGUGGCUCAUGAGUCAUUCCUCAGUAAAGCCGUUGGUAACUGUUAGGCUGAGCUCCAGUUACAUCGAUGGUAACGGAAAGGCCGGCGUGGCCAUCCUGGCCAGAGCGGACUUGAGGUCCACAGCACCACAGAGGCUAAGGUAGGUCACGGCAGGAUGGAGGAUGGAGGGGCUCUGACGCCUCCAUCAGGGGUGCUGACGCCCCCAGUGACGGAGCUGCAAGUCCCCCAGGGGAAAUCUGCGCACAAACAAAGGCAGAGGCAUCUGGUGCCUCUCUCAGGCCGAGACACACCAGGCAGAACUCCAGUGGAUCGGGAAGAUCUAGAUGCGGGCUGGGAGCCUGAUCUAAGGACCCAGAGCGCUGUGUCUGGACACAAGCGCCCGGCUCGCCACCCACAUCUGGGGCAGCAACGACAACUGACCGCCUGGUCCACGAAGCAAGCUCUCUGUCAAGGAAUCGGCGUCCUCCCAGGCGUGUUGUCUGGCCACAGCAGGGUUUACUUGUUGGAGUCAAGAGGUGAUUGCCGAAGUUCCGCAUGAAGAAGUCUGUUCCAAGGAGAACCGUUGUCACAGACCCCAGGAGAUGUAACCUCAAGAGGGAAUCAUGACGACAGACCCAACAGGGAAGGAGGGACAUUGCAUCUCCGACAAGAAAUCCACCAGCCCAGCGGCUCAGCUGGUGAGGACCCCCCUCGCCCUGAAGUCCUGCUCCUGCCCAGGGACUUCCGGUCAGGACAGCCCCUCUAGUGUCCUCAUAAAAUAACUCUCCUUUCUUUGUCGGACUUUAUGGUGGUUUUGCUAUAGCUUGCAUGUCCCGAAUAGUCCCGAAUUGUAGUUCUCUGCUAUUCCUGAAUAAAGCCAUUCUGGGGGCAAAGUACUGGUGGUUUUUAGGUCAGCAGGAAUCUCCCAUUGGCACCGGUUCUUUGGGUGAGACUGAGAAGAAGGAACCUGGCCUUCCCUCCUGUUUGGGGCCCCAGGACUUGAACUAAUGCAUGUUCAGAAAUUCAGAGAGGGGCUGUGACCGAUCAGGUAGCCCAAGUGAGGCAUCUGUUUGCCAGACCUGGGGACGGGGGACAGAGGAUCUCCAGACCUCGGUGGGUCGUGCCAUCCAGCUCACCGCACUAGUCUGGCAGGAAGUCAUGGGAACCUUGCAUACGUGGCCUGUGGGAAUAAAAGUUCGCUGCAUGUUCUCUGCUGUUGGGUCGUGACACCUGCGUUGGCCCUGGGAGCUCAGUUAUGGUGUCAUAGCAGCGUUCCAGCUUCAGAGAGGAGCCACCAUGCUGCUUUUCCAAGGCGACUGAGCUCUGCAUGUGGCAAAGGUGCGUCUUCCCGAUCCCCCCCUGACCAUCUGCUGGGUGGGUGAGCAGGUGACAUGACCAGGCUCCUCCGCAUCUUCCUCUCCAUGGGGAUUUCUGACGUUUCUGUUAUUCCAGGGCGUGUCUGGGAGCUUCGUGUACCUUAGUGCAGACCUCAGUGGACUCCAGGCUUUGUGUGGGCUGCAGAGGCGAGCACUGAAUCCGUCCUCGUUCCCUAGCUAGCCCAUCGGACCUUGGUCGCACACGCCAGCCAUUCUGGGAUUGCGUCCCUCCUGGCCAAGCACUUCCAGGAUCAGCUCCCACAUACUUCCCUGAUUUUUCUUUUCCCAAUAUAAAGCAGCAAAUGUUUCUGUUCACUUAGUGAGUUCAACCUUCCUAUUUUGACCUUGUAAUUGGGUACUCGGGGCCUGUUGAGGUCCGACUCCACUUGUAGGUCUAGAGAUCGGAAGGCGAGAUGGAUGUAGCAAUGAGGAAGCCGGCUCCUCGCGGUUUUGCAGAGAACCUGAAACUGGUCUGUUCAACCGGUAAAGUCAUCAGUUAAGAAAACAGGCAGACUCCACGUGGGAUCUGAAAGCUUUUGUCUGCAAGCACCACGUGUUCUCACAUUUCACUGGCCCAAACCAGUCCCACGGCUGCACCCAACUUCCAGUGGGCACAGAAAUGCAACCCACUCAGGGCCCGGAGGGAGGGCCAGGGUGCUUUGAAGAGGCUGAUACCUCCUGAGCAGAGGCUGGCUGCCAGCGCUCUUGGCGCACAUUUCUACAUCAGUCUCGGCUCUCAGCGGCAAGCCGUGGGUGACACGUCUGUGGACCUGAGCGGUAAGGGGAUGAAGAGAUUAGGGCACGUCCACCCUGAAGCAGUCAGCACGAAGCUGGUAUUUCUUCUUUCCGAAGGCACCAACGCCAGCUAGGAAAAUAAAAACAGAAAACAAGACGAUCUUGUUGUAAGUAGGAGGCAUUGGUGUCCCGACCCACACAGCAGCUGACGGCGCAGAAGCCAGCAGGAAUCGAAUAGGAGCAAAAUGCAGUGAGGAGGGGAUGUCUUUGGUCAUAGCUCUUGGGAGGACCCGUAAGUCCCCUCUCCGAGAGGCAAAUGCAAAGCCUGUGUCAGCUUCAGGAAUGUGAGGGGCAGAAUGGCAGCUGGAGCCCAUGUGGGAGUUUGGUCCUGGGAAGAGGAGUGUGGCAUGGGGGCAAAGACUCAACCACCUGGCCGGAGCACCUCUGUGGGGGGCUGGGGUGACCGUGACAUUGCCCUGAGACUGUUCCUACAGCUUCCUGUUCUCUCCGACUCGGGGGUGUAAAGGCUGAAGCUACACACCCAGCCCUCGGUUAUAAGGAAAGUCCUGUUGCUCUGAAAGAUAAUCAUGUUUCAUCCUGCUUCCGUGACCUGUGCAGAUACCUGUGUCGGGAAGAAGCUUACUCUGUCAUGAGUUUCCACGUGGGAAUUUGCAUGAGAUCUGUGUAGAAAUACCACCCGAUGCAAAGGAGAGAGCCAGGGACAGGUGCACUUGAAGAACCCAUGCCAAACACUUUUUGCCAGUGAAUUUUCUCAAAUAUUUCCUCAGGAAUAAAAAAAAACAGAAGCAAAAGCCAAUCACCUCUCUAAAGGAAGCCCAAAGUAGAAAAACGACCUUGCAGAGGCAAUAGUGAGUCAACAGAAGGAUUGAAAAAUAUCAGGCAAGGAGCGCCCGGC